AUGUUUUUGCUGAUUGCUAUUGUUUCAAUUACUAUAUUACAACUUAAAAAUGUCGCAGCAACCGAUGAACUGCCCGACAUUGGUUGGCCAUCGCCUCAUGCGACAAGUCGGGGCGAGGUUUGGCCAUUGCCACAAAAGGCCGAAUAUGGCAAAGAGAAUCGGACCAUUCGAAGAGGCUCGAUUAUGAUUGCGUGGCAAGGAAUUAGGGAUGUGGAUUGCGAUAUUUUGGAGUUCGCGAAACGGACCUACCGUAAGAUUUUUGAUGAGAUAAGGGUCAAGCAUUGCGAAACUUCAAUUGUUUAGAGAAAGAAUGGUUUUUCCCGAAUCGAAAUCCCGCCGCGAGUCCCGGAGGCCUCAAACUGAUCAUUCGAAGUGAUGCGAAAUGCCCAGAAAAGGACGAAUAUCCACAGCAGGGAAUGAAUGAGGAGUGUAAGACGACGAAUAAAAACGAAACCCCGAUCUUUUAGACUAUCUACGAGUUCCCGUUGCUGGUGACGCGGUGCUGGAAGCGGAUGAAGUUUGGGGAAUUCUGAGAGGACUCGAAAGCUUUAGCCAGCUCAUCUUCCAGACAAGAGGAGCGGUAAUAGGUUUGGCCACAAGGCUCAAAAUUUGAUUUUUUGAAGCAUUGCGUAAUCUGCAUUUUCGGGUGACUUACAGGGGGGACCUGAUCCAGUGGCAAAAAACGUACCAUUUUGCAUCCGGGAAGUAUCAAAAAUGUGGCAAAAUGCUUCCCUCUGCAAGUGAUAAAACUCCGAUUUCAAAAGCACUUUUUGUGAGAAAAAGGGCGCGCCCUUCAAAACGAAGUUUUUUCACUUGGAGAGGGAAGCAUUUUGCCACAUUUUUGAUCCUUCCCGGAAUGCAAAAUGGUACAUUUUUUGCCACUGGAUCAGGUCCGCCACUGUAUCUUCGAGCUUUUUUUUAAAUUUUGACUACCUUAAAAGGUGUUUCAAUACACUCAUUCAGCAUUUCGUUCGAACCGCCGUGAUUCAUGACUGGCCCGAAUACACAGUUCGUGGGGUUCUCAUCGACACCGCUCGGCAUUACAUCCCAAAGAAGAUUUUGAUGAGACAACUGGUAAGAAGUCAACGAUCUCAAAUAUUUCUUUAGGACAUUAUGGCGCAGAACAAGUUCAACCUUCUGCAUUGGCAUAUUGUGGAUUCCCAAUCAUUUCCGUAUGUCUCAAAGAAGUAUCCGCAUUUGUCAGAGAGGGUAAGUCAAACAACAAGGCUUUUUGCACAAGCAACUGAGUCGGUAAUUGGAGAAAAUGACAAAAUCAGUCUGUCGGGAAAAUAAUAUGGAUUCGCCGCAACAAAACGUCCUUCCUAGUCGUGUAAAUCGCCAGCCGUCGCAAAGCGAUGACGGGUUUUCAAGGCUCGGCGAAUCGACAUUAUUUUCCCGACAGACUGAUAAGCAAACAACGGUUCAGGAAGGAGAGAAUUGAGGAUCAAAAAAUUCAUAGCUUUGUCUUUUUGGUGCAGAAUAAGAGCAUUAUAGCCCUCCAUGUUAUGUGAUUUUCAGUUAUCCAUGCCUUCAGUUAACCCAGCCUUGACGAGCCGGGCAGAAACGUGGAUAAAAUGAUAAAACGUGGGGCUUAGAGGGUAGAGGGUCGACAUUGCUACAGUGAUGGACUGAUCCAGUGGCAAAGAACGUACCAUUUUACAUCCGGCAAAAAUGUGGCAAAAUGCUUCCCUCUCCAAGUGAAAAAAUCUUGAAGGGCGCACACUUUCCCUCACAAAAAGAGCCCGCGGGCGCGCUUUUGAAGUUUGAGUUUUUUUCACUUUCAGAGGGAGGUAUUUUGCCACAUUUUUUGAUGCUUCCUGGAUGCAAAAUGGUACGUUUUUUGCCACUGGAUCAGGUCCCCCACUGUAUUGGGAAUUGCGCCGACAUCUCCCUCAAUGCCUGCCGGAAGACAAAUCCACUUUCCCUCGUUUUCAGAGUGCCUACACACCUUCGCACGUCUACAACAAGAACACAGUCCAAGAGAUCAUCGAUCACGCCAAAAUGCGCGGAAUCCGCGUGAUGGUCGAGUUCGACACCCCCGGCCAUAUGGCCUCGUGGAAGGGGGAAUUGGGCCUGUUGGCGGAAUGUCACGACGAAAGCGGGCACAGCGUCCUCUCCAACAUCAUUGAUCCGACGCUGGAGCGGAACUACGCCUUUCUGCGCAACUUUUACGACGAAAUUUUGAGCGUUUUCCCCGAAAAAUUCAUUCACCUGGGCGGGGAUGAGGUCGGAUUCUGGAAGACGUGUUGGCUAACGAACCCAAAAAUACGCGAUUUCAUGAUGCACAAGGGCUUUGAUGAGAACACAACAAUGCUGGAGAACUAUUACUACGAUCGGUAAUCGAAAGAAACCCAAAAAAAUACCUUGUUUUAGCCUACAAGACCUAAUCUCGGAUAUUAUUGGAGUGGAUAAGGAGGCAAGGAUGGUGUUUUGGGAAGAGGUGUUCCAGUAUAACAACCCGGUAAGCAUUUUUUCGCCUUGUUUUUUUUUGAUUCUGCAUUUUUGCACAAAAGAUUUUCAGUACCCAAAAUCCGUGGUCCAUGUAUGGUACUCCGCGUCGGAAAAGGCUCGAAACGACGCGUUGCAGCGAUAUACCGCCGCAGGGCAUGAAGUCAUACUGUCUUCCUGUUGGUAUUUAAAUUAUGUAAACUAUGGAGCCGAUUGGAAGGAUGAGGGCAGCAAAUCCGGCCAAUUCUAUUACUGUAAUCCCCGAGGUUUCAACGGAAGCGAAGAGCAGAAAAAGCUGGUUUUGGGAGGAAUUGCGGCGUUGUGGGGAGAAUUUGUCGACGGAACAAAUAUUGAAUCCGUUUUGUGGUAAGGAAAGGAUAUAUUAAGGCUAAGCGAGAAUAAGCCUAGGCGAGGCUAAGCCUAAGCGAGAUUAAGCCUAGGCAAGCCUAAACUAAGUUCUCAGUUCGCGCGAAGAUCACAACCCAGCGCGUUAUGAUCCGAGUCUCAACCCUUCUGCUCAAGAAGCCCUUCCCAAUAGCCUAGAUGUCCGAGCUUGGUUGACUGCGACAAGUCAACCCCGUUUUUGAAGGGUGGCUGAACCUUGCUAGCAAACAAGACGAAACUAAUUUUUUGAUUCCCAAAUAAUCCGUUUCCCAAAUCAUCCCUUAUCGGCGGUUGGAAUUCUUGAUAUAAUUUUAGGCCCCGCGCUUCGGCAGUGGCCGAGCGACUUUGGAGUAACCCGAAACAGACUACUGACGCGGAUCAGGCGUGGCCUCGGCUUCACGAGCACCGUUGUCGAUUGGUUUCCCGAGGAUAUCGUGCAUCACCUAUCAAUGGGCCGGAUUACUGUAUCACGGAGUACGAUGAACCUUCAACAUAA
Molecule: messenger RNA, 3328 nt
Organism: Bursaphelenchus xylophilus (pine wood nematode)
Lineage: Eukaryota; Metazoa; Nematoda; Chromadorea; Rhabditida; Aphelenchoididae
Source: the annotation of a GenBank genome assembly